AGCACACAUCAAAAUCGAAAUAUUUCUUUCCAUCGCUCCGAAUUUCUCUUAUCUCCACUCCAUUCUCACCCAAACCUCCAACCAGAGCAGCAAUUGAGAAGUCGAUAGAUCUCAGUUGCGACAAUAUCUCCAGAAGACCAUAAGAUCUGCUAGCACGCUCUUCCAUUGCUUCACAGGGAUUAUGGCACAAGCAGGGGAUCAAAGUUUUGGUGCUCACGACCCCACUAUAGCUACACAUGAGCGUCGGCUUGAUGGGAAAAGUUUGAAUGCAAAUGAAUUUUAUGCCGAUGAGUCUGGGAGGACUUCUGAUGAAGAGGAUGUUAGUAUUGACAGAGUUGAGAAGGUUUAUAGGUAUUGAUGAACUCCGAUCUUGACAAUCGUGGUGAUUUUUUGGAUAUAUAAUAUAUACUUACAUCAAAUCAUAGGAAAAUCGAUCGCCGCAUUAUUCCAGGUAAUUCCUAUUUUUUUAUAUCAUAAUAUAAGAAUCAAAUUAACACGUACCUAGCAUUUUGGGUCUUAUACUUCCUCUGUUCCGCCAUUCGAUCCAAUGUCGGUCUCGCUCAAACUAUGAAUGCGUCAUCUGGUCAUGAUCUUUCCCAAGUUUUACACUUGACGGCUAAGCAAACUUCCACGGCUUUGGCUUUAUUUUAUGUUGCCUAUGUAGUUUUUGAUUUACCUUCGAACUUGGUCAUGACGAAACUGAGUCCUAGAGUUUGGAUGAGUAGAAUUGUGCUCGCUGUAGGUAUUAUCGGGGCUUGUUUUGCAGCAGUUAAGGCGGCUUGGAGUUUAAUGUGAGUUGUAAUGAUUACUCCAAUUAUUAUUUUAGUUUUACACUAAUGAUAUAAAGGCUCCUUCGUUUUCUCCUCGGUGUAGUAACUGCCGGAAUGUGGCCCGGAAUGGCUUACUAUCUUACUCUGUUCUAUCCGCCCUCAAGAACUGGCAAACGUAUCGGCAUGUAUUUCACAGCAUCUCAGCUUUCCGCUGCUGUUGUAGGUCUUGUCUCUGCUGGAUUCCAGAAAAUGGAUGGAACUCAGGGACUCGUUGGAUUUCAAUGGAUGUUCUUGUUGUAUGGACUUUGUGCUAUUGUGCUUGGUAUUGGACUUCUUUGGUGGUUACCAGAUCGUCCUCUUCCUCCUGGAACAGAGCGAGCUCCUACAGGCCUUGCGAAAUGGCUUCCUGCUACUCCGCCAGUGUUGACGGGUGAAGAUGCUGAGAUUCACUAUCAGGAUCUGAGAAGAGUUUAUCAUCCAAGAUCAUGGGGUUGGAAAGAUCUUGCAUAUGUCUUGAUCGAUUGGCGUCUUUGGCCUCUUACUUUGAUGUAUUUCGGUGUCGUUGGUGUUGGUAUUGGUACACAACUCUACGCUACUGUCAUUAUAUCAGGUAUCGAUUCCUCGUUCUCGGGUAUCACACUCAGCUUGCUCACUGCACCAAUCUGGAUUGUAAGUACCUUAAAGCUAUGAUAUGAGAUGACAGGCUAACAAAUUACAGAUGGACUUGAUCGCCAUUCUCAUGGUAACUCCAAUAUCCGACCGCUUCCAUAAGUACCGAGCUUUCUUCUUCUCCGCCGCAGUACUCAUUCAAAUCGCCGGUCUCCUCACCACCACCUUUGCUCCCGUCUCUCACCCAUGGGCACGCUACGGUGGUCUCCUUAUGGUCGGAUAUGGACUUGGCCCAACCGUCCCCAUCUGCAUGACAUGGACCAACGAAAUAUUCCAACACCGUCACGGAGAGGUCGGCGUAGCCGCCGCAUCAGCCCUAGUAUCCGGUCUCGGUAAUCUAGGGAGUAUCACAACCACCUACGCACUGUAUACCGGAUGGCCCGAAGACGCCAAAGCAGGACCUCAUCGCUACCGCAAGAGUAAUCUCGUUAUGAUUGGUAUCCUCUGCUUGAGUAUCCUAAGCAGCAUGAUCAUGACUGUUCUUCUCAAAAUCUUUGGUAAUCCACGCAGUACCAAGAUUCAAAGUAGCGACAGCUCGGCUAGCGGGGAAUUCCAAGAUGGUGCUGCGAAGCGUGAGCAGCGACAACGUGGAUUCGCUAAGAUGUGGUGGAGAAAGUAGUUUUCGCCUUUGUUCUACUAUAUGGUGACGCUGUCAUUGAAAAAAUAGUUUAGGAUGUUCAACAGCUCAGAUCAUCCUAGACUAUUCUCCUUCACGUUGGUAGCCCGACCUUCGACUCACACGCCAUACACACAUCUAUUCGACCUCACUUCACUCCCACAAUUUCACGUCUUCACCACACCUCUCAUUCUACUCCCGCUCCCGCCGCCCAAGCGUCGGUACCCUCAUCCCAUCAUCCUUUCUUCCCUCCAUCUUGUCAUCCACAUCCAUUCAUUUCACUUCACUUCGAUUUUCAUUUCACUUACAAUUUCAAUUUUCAAUUUUCACAUCCAAUUUUCAGCAAACGAACAAACGAACGAAACAAUAGAUACCCCAUUUUCAGCAUCUUUUACGCAUCAUGCAUCCAUCACAUCACAUAACAACACAUUGCAACAACCACAAGUCUUUUCUGUCAAAGGAAGAGAAAACAAAAAAAAACAAUGGAAGUGCCGCUGCGCCACCAUUGGGAUGCAUAGGCGUAUCAGGAGCUAAAAGAGAGUCACAAUACCACGAAAAUGUUUUGCGCUAUCGUGGGUUGUUUUCUCAGGGGGGAAUUUUUGAGUUUUAUUUUUUAUUUUUAUUUUCAGGGGGGUUUUUCGGUUCUUGGUGGAAGGGAAGAGAACGUAGUAGAUACACAUUUACAGAUACCUAAUCGGAUCUGUAGAACUAACCACCUUAUGUAUAGCUAGCUAUAAAGAAAUCUAGAAAGGUAUAUAUAUAUAUAUAUAUGUAUUUACAUAUAUAUAGAGUAUUUACAUUUCCAUUUACAUGCACACAAGA
Molecule: messenger RNA, 2877 nt
Organism: Sclerotinia trifoliorum
Lineage: Eukaryota; Fungi; Ascomycota; Leotiomycetes; Helotiales; Sclerotiniaceae
Source: the annotation of a GenBank genome assembly